AUGCCUAAACCAGAGGAGAUCAAUAUUCAAGUAAAAAAUAUCGAUGUUGCAGCAGGAGAGAUAAUUGGCAUUUUGGAGGAUACAAGCAAAGGAAAUGUGACCUUCGUCCGUGGUUGGUAUGGACUUGGGGCAUCAGCAGCACUCAAGGCAGUAGCGCAACGUCUGAAAUCAUCAAAAUCAAAGUUUGACAGGGUUGUUCAUGUGGAUUGCUCGGUGUGGAAAAGCAUGAGGGCCCUGCAAAAGGCAAUCGCGGAGGAGCUGGAGCUUCCGCCAUCGAUGAUGGCCAUCUUUGAUCAGCAGGACGAGGAGGAUGAUUUCAGUGGGAUAGACCAUGGCUGUCGAGAGGUGAUACCAGAUAUCAGUACAGAAAUCUUCAGAAGGCUUGCUGGCAGUAGUUUUGUGGUGAUAUUUCACAAUGGAAGUAACAGAUACAUUGAUCUGUACAAGUGUGGUGUCCCAGUACAAUCAUUAUUUUUGAGUAUUAAGGUGUUGUGGACAUGGAACGGGAGGUUUCAAUCCAAAUACAUAGAUAUAUGGGAUUGGGAAAAGAUGGAGCUGCAAACUGAUGUUGUUGUCAAUUAUUCUCAUGAUGAUUGCAUCCGUGAUGAGGCAUUAAUGGAAGAGGCCAAGGAGAUUGUCGGUUAUAUGGGUAUUCCAGAGCCUGACAUGAAACAUAUGAUAGUUGAGAAGUGCUUCCAGUAUGCCUAUGCACUGGGGUCUGGCAGCUGUUUCAAUUGGUUCAGUUGGAGGAACUGGGAGAAGCAUGUUUUCAACUACUUUGUAUGCGAUGGGAUUAUACAAGGGCAAGGAGAUAAUUCGGCAUGGGGAGUAGACGAUGCUCUACAGAGAAACAUGUCUAUGGAUUGGCUUCGUUUCCGCACUGAUGAUGACGUUCUUCGCCACUUGCAGUGCAGGCUUCAUGACCGCUUGCUUUUGGUGCAACACAAGAAGGGCCUCCUACCUGAUAAUAUUGGCAUGGAUCUUUCUGAGGCGACAUCCUCGACAUUACCAGAUGGCAUAUUCCAACAUUCACACAGCAGCAAGCUGCGUGUGUUACAUCUCUCUUGGUGCGGCUUCAGUUUUGAAUCGCCUCCCUUCCUGUGUUGCAACCAGCUAAGAUUCCUCCAGCUAAACGAAUGCAGAAAUAUCCCAUCUGAUAAGCAUCCAAGCCACAACGAAGACAUGUCAUGCUUCCAGAAGCUAUGGGUGUUGCACCUUUGUUGUACAAACUGGUAUAGGUUACUAUCAGAAGAGAUGAUGAACUUUAUGGCUGACCUCAGGGAGUUGACUGUGGAAGAAGUCGAGGAUUGGAGCAUAAGUGAUUUACGUGGCAGGUUUCCUUCCCUUGUCAAGGUCCACGUAGAGGAACAAGGCUACUACUUACCAACCAAGGACCACAACUUGCCUGACCUGUCUAGCGCAAGCUUCCUUAAGACAGUCAUCCUUAUCAAUUGUGUUCAUGUGGAACAGGUUGUCCCCGGCAUGCUGCCCCCAUCGCUUGAGUCAUUCACCUUCAUAUCUAGAAUUUCUUUCGGGGAUUGUUCUCAGUUGAAGAGUAUACUAUUGCAAGGAGAUCUACAGAAACUCGAGAAGCUGGACCUCUCAGGCACAGCAGUGAAAACCCUCGACCUCAGAGGGUUGGAAAUUAACAAUAUCAAAUUCCUCAUCUUGUUGGGCUGUGAGAAGCUUUAUGCAAUAUUAUGGCCACCAGAAAACAAAAGGACAAAGGUUUUGGAGGUACUGCACAUCGACACCACACGAUCUACAUCACCUAGCCAAGCUAAUUGGGAAGAAAAACCCAGCGACCCUAUUGCAGCCGUGGGAUCAUCAUCUAUUCUUGUUGCUACUACUACUGAACUGGGCAUCAGUCGACAUGCGUCUUUUGAUUUUAAAUGGUACAUCUCUCCAAGGGAUACAAGGAUCCUUAGGUCGCUUGAACCGGUUAAAAAUAUUGAGCACAGUCCUGUAUAUAUGGAAAUGGGUUCAGCUCCUACAAGUGGUGCUAUUGUUGGUGACAGUGAAGCUGCUCAAGGAAUCCGUAGUCUAUGCAAGCCUGAUAAGUAUUUAUAUGCAAGUGAUGCCUUCUUUCAGAGCGACCUACAGGCUGGCACUGAUAAUGAAGGUGCAAUCAGCUGGAUUUGGGAUUGCCCAGCUAUCCCUACUCCAACGGCUCAAGACUUGUAUGUUCACUUACAAGAUAAUCAGGGGAUGAAGAGGGGAUUACUGCAACAACAACAGGGCAACAUCGAAGGAAUUAAUAUUAGUCCUGAUUCACUCUCUUGCCAGGUAUUUAACAAUGCUCGCAUGCUUCAUGUGCAUGAUAGCUCCUCCAUCACUUGCAUCACAUGCCCGCAAGGUUCAUACUGGAGGAGCCUUGAAUGGUGCCGAGUCGAGAGGUGCCCCGAGCUGCGUACUGUCUUUCGUACUGCCCAACAAAGUGAGGGUGAUAGCUUCUGUCAUCAGUUGAGCACAUUCUGGGCAUCUCAACUCCUGAAGGCACGCUACAUCUGGUAUUGGAGUGCAAUGCAUGUGUUUUCCUCUGUACGCAUAGUACUAUUGCACCUGGACUACUGCCCUAGGCUCAUACAUGUGCUUCCUUUGUCCGAGUCUGUGGACACUUUGCCUUGCCUGGAUACCCUGGAAAUUGUGUGUUGCGGUGAUCUUAGGGAGAUCUUCGCUUUGGACCCUAAGCAAAAGGAGCAGAAAGUUAUACAGUUUCCCAAGCUAAGGCGCAUCCACCUGUAUGAGCUCCCCAGCCUGCGGCGCAUCUGUGGGAGCAAGAUGUCUGCGCCCAAUUUGGAGACUGUCAAGAUCAGGGGCUGCUGGAGCCUCAGGUUCCUUCCUGCUGUCAGCGGAAACAACGAGAAGAUGCCUAGUGUGGACUGCGAGAAGGAAUGGUGGGAUAACCUUGAGUGGGACGGGGUGGAGGAGAACCACCACUCUUCACUCUAUGGGCAUAGCCACUCAUCAUACUACAAGGCCCAGCUGCCAAGAGGCACAGUUCUAAGGUAA
Triticum turgidum subsp. durum (durum wheat) is the source of this 3012-nucleotide messenger RNA. NCBI's taxonomy places the organism in Eukaryota, Viridiplantae, Streptophyta, Magnoliopsida, Poales, Poaceae. The record is from the annotation of a GenBank genome assembly.